Molecule: messenger RNA, 1130 nt
Organism: Linum trigynum
Lineage: Eukaryota; Viridiplantae; Streptophyta; Magnoliopsida; Malpighiales; Linaceae
Source: the annotation of a GenBank genome assembly
ACUAAUUUCCAAUGCCCCAAUUUUCCCUUCCCCGAUCAGGGUUUUUCCUCUGUUUUCGCCUACCUUGUCUCCUCCGCCUCUCUUUCCUUCUUUGUUCCGGCGCCGAUCAAUGCCUCCACACGAGCUUUCCACCGACGAUCCCCACCACCGAUGUCCUUCUCAGGCUCCUCCCAUCGCCGGCCGGCGACGUGUACUUCCUCAGACGCAGACUCCCAGGACGCAACGCUCCGACGCAGACUCCCAGGGCGGCGCCGCCCUCGCAACCCAUAAACUCGGUGUCAUAGAGAAAGGACGGGAACCAGCCGAUCCAGUCGAGGGACGUCACCAUCAGGAGCACAAUCAUCAUGUGUCUCUUCGAUUCGAUUCCGUCUCCCUUUAUAUUCGCUGCUGAGGCUGUGGAAUCGACAAAGAUUGGGCCGACGACGAGAGCGGAGAUUGAAUCAGCACAAAUGGUUUGAAUAGAUGAGGCCGCUGCGGUUGCGAAAGUCGGUGGGAGAUUUUGACUGUUGCUGUAAAUCUGCUGGGAAAUCAAUCGUCUCGUUGUGGGCGGUGUUUCAGGUAACUGUCACCGUCACCGUGUCACCAUCAGCAGAGUAACGGCAGCCAUGGAUUUCGACAAAUCGUUGGACCUACGGAGAAGAACUAUCCCAAAGAAGCCGACUUUCUCUCCUACAAGGGGCGGAUGCGACGGCGGUGUUUCAGGUAAUCGUCACCGUCACCGUCAUCGUGUCCUAAAUGCAUCUUAGUUUCAGAGCAGGAGGAGAGCCGCCUUGAUCUAUGUGAAUCAUUCUGUAAGGAGAGCUGCUUGCAUAUACAUGUCUUAAUUCUUUAUUGGAGCAUCACUGGGGCUCAAUCUUGUUUGUGUUUUUGCAGGCGGUUAUGGUAGUUUACAACAUGUAUAGGCCUCAACUUUCAGCCAAAAAAAUACUUGUCAUGUAUGAUGCCUUGCAUGAUGUGGCAUCAUCCCAAUUAACACCGACUCCCAGCUGCGGUCAAGGCUACAUGAAUUCUGCUCCAUCACUCAAAUGAAGACCCUCCGCUACUGCGACUCUGGAGAACGAAUAGUUUCAAGUUGACUUGAAAGUACAUCAAAAGUCUUGGAAUGCACAUCAUAAAUCUUAUAAAACAUA